AUGCAUGUGUUUGUGAAUUUGCGAGCGUUGGUCAGGUUUUUGUGAUAAUGGUUCGCUAAUUUUAUAAAACUACAUACUUCGGCCAUAAUUAUUUUGUUGGCUGUCGACGGUGGCGUUAUUUAUUAUGGGUUCGAAGAAACACAAGAAACAUAAAUCGGAAAAACGGGAGCGUUAUGAAGAGAAGCAGUUUGGAGUUGACAAGCCCGCACUGAAAUUGAUCCUAAAGGUUAAUAACGCAUCAACACCUGAACAUAGCAAUGAUGCUUCUGGCCCGGCUCUUGCUGUACCACAAACUUUAGGACAUGCUGGCCCUGGUAUGGGAUCUGUACCUGCAGAUGAAGAAUCUCGACAUUCAGCAGCAUCUGUACAAAUAAAGGAAGAGUCCUACAUUGAAAAACAACAUAAGAAAGCAAAAAAGAAAAAGAAGAAGAAGGAAAAGGACAAAGACAGGGAGAAGCAUGAGAAAAAACAUAAACAUCACCAUAAGGAGAAACGUAAAAGACCCCGUGAUGAGUCUAGUCAAGAGGAUGUCAGUAUGGGUGAGGAGUCUCUUUCAGAACCUCCAUCAAAUAAGAGGACAUUAUUGGAAGGCAAUGUACCUAUUCCAAAAUCCAUUGGCGAAGUUCAACAUUCAGGUCAGGGGUUGGGAAGUGAGCAAUCUGGACAAGUUAGGAUACAGACACCUGCUGUGUCCCGGGAACCCAGAUCUUGCGUUCUGCGACAGAGGCAGGAGAGAAGUGCAUUACAGAAGUUACUCGAUUAUCUGCUUAAAGGCCUUGAGAAGAGAGAUCCUCAACAGUUUUUUGCAUGGCCUGUCACAGAUCAUAUUGCUCCUGGUUAUUCCCAGAUAAUUCAGAAUCCAAUGGAUUUCAGUUCAAUGAAACAGAAAAUAGAUGACAAUCUAUACUCUACACUUCAUGAGUUCAUCGAGGACUUCAAACUAAUGUGCAAUAAUGCUAUGGUUUACAACCACCCAGAUACUAUAUAUUAUAAAGCUGCAAAAAAAUUAUUGCAUGUUGGUGUAAAAAUGAUGAGCCCUGAUAAGUUAAAGCCUCUUAGAAGUGUCCUGGUUUAUAUGUCGGAGCUGUCUCGAGAAGAACUUGGUUUUGAUCUGGGCUUUGAUGAAUCUUCUAUAUCUGCAUGUGCCCAAAAUACAACAUUAGAAAGCACUGAAAAUGGAAUUUGUGUGAAUGAUGAUGACUCAGAUGCCAGUAAAGAAAAUAAACGUAAAAUGAAGGAAAAUAACAGGCCAUUGAACAAAUUUGAAGCAAUUCCAGAUGAUAUGACACCUGAAGAAAUUCUGGAACAAGCGCAGAAGGCAGCCCAGGCCGCUGCUGAUAGGCUGUCAAUGAAACGAGUAAAUACAAAAAUGGGCUUCUUAAGACAGAACAAGGAUGGUAGUACUUCUCUCGCCAUCCUGGUUCCAAAUGAUGGCAUAGCUCCAGGCACAAAUGAACGCCCAAUUUCAUUGGGCAUGCUGUCAGGGAAAUUAUCACAUGGCACAGGACAGCUUCAAGGAUUUAGAGAAGAUCGACGUAACAUAGCUAAAGGAGUUAAACCUUUGUAUUAUGGAGCUUUCGGAUCAUACGCACCAUCUUACGAUUCUACUUUUGCUAAUUUGACAAAAGAAGAGACAGAACUUAUUUACCAAACAUAUGGAGAUGAAACUGCAGUGCAGUAUGCAGAGAGCAUUUUGGAUUUUGCUAAGGAUAACGAUUAUACCCUCACAAUGGUAGACAAUCUACUGGACCUUUUGACUAGUGGGGAACAUAGCAAAACAAAAAAGAUUUUGGAGGAAAGGCGAAAGUUACGCGAAGAGGAGGAAAAAAUAAAACAGAUGUUAGAAGGCAAAGGAAAUUAUUCCAACGUAGUAAAUAAUGAAAAUGUGCCGCCUUUAAAGGAGAAAAAAGUGGAUAUGAACCAGCUUAAGACAAUAAAGGAUUUUGGUUUAGACACUUGUUUUCUUGACGUAUUAGAGAAGUCAUUUUAUCCCAGUGAGCAAAAAGCCGGUGAUGAAGCAAUGCAGUCCCAGUUAGAACAAACUUCAUCUCUCAUUCAGAAGCUCCAACAAGUUCAGAAUGACAGGUUGAGUCUUCCUCCACCUAUGCAUUUAUCACAAGUACCACAUGCUUCAGAUGGAGAAGUUCAUCUAGCGGAUAGAAUAACAGAAAGUCUUAAGGAUAUGGCUAAAAAGUUGCCACCUGCUUCAGUUGCUCCCGUUCCAUCUAUAAGGAAGGCGAUGGGAAUUUUGCCAAGUGAAAUUGUUCCUCCAAACAUAAACUUUGAAAAGUUACCUAUGGCUGUCAGAAGUCAGCAGGCAGUGAAUCAGACCAGUGCAGUUAUGAUGGACGUUGAUAAUGUUGUACAGAGUGCAUUAACCCAAACAAGUGGCAGUGAGAUGCCAGUAAUACUUAGUGAACCCUUAGCAAGUGGACAUGUAAUAGACGUUGGUGUGGAAGGCACUUCAUCACAUGCAGAGCAUAAUGAAGCAUCUGUCAGCCUUGUGCCAGAUUUAGAAUCAGAACUGAGGGAAUUUUUAGAAAGUGAACCUGCCCUUAGUAACUCUCCCCUUCAUGACGACAAAACAAUAGAAGAGAUUCUUUCAGAAUCAUGAUAUAAUGCUCUCCCGUGGGAUAUUUUUGAUGACAGCUUACAAUUUGAUGAUAAGAAUGUCAUUUGAAUUCCAUAUAUUUUAUAAAUUACACUUUAUUUAAAAUAUGACAGAUUUGUUGUUUAUAGUAUAUGUGAUACAUACAUCAAGUUUUAUGAUUUUAGAUAAUUUAUUUUAACUGUAAAACUCAAUUCUAAGUUGAGUUUGUUGUAAAAUAUUAUAACACUUAACAGACUGUUUAUAUAUACAAAAAUCCUUAUUUUUUACAUUGUAAUGGAAAGUCUUAACAUAAAAGCCAAAUGUCAGUACUUACUCAAUGUUUGUUACAAACUGUGUCAGGCAUUGAAAAAAACUGUGAUAUCCAAUAGAAUGAAGUGUCAGUGCUGUUAAAUCUUUUUGGAAUAAUUAUUGGGGGAGAAUGAUGGCCCACUGUAAGUAUGGUACACUUGAAAGAAUCAAAUGUUAAGUUCCUGUAAGAGGACAGGAAUAUGGUGCUUGGUGUUAUCCUUAACUUCAUGUAAAAAAAAUCAUUAUUGAAUUAGACCCAAUGCUAAUGCUCCCACCAAAUGCGCUGUUGUACAUGUUGUUAAUGUGUAAAUACAUUUAAGGUAUCAUAGUAAUGGGGAAAGUUAAAUUGUACUACAAUAAUGGCUGUCGCCUGAAAUGUCCUAUUCUCCAGUCUCCAAACCCCAUAUGUCGGCAACUAUAGACAUUAACUUCCAUCUGCUGUGAUGAAGAGCUUCCCCAUUAUAAAAUAUUUUAUUGUUAUUCAACAAUAUUUUUGUAUAAUCACAGCUUCUCAUAGUGAAGGCAGUAUGCCAGUCAGUCACAUAUAUAACCCAUCACCCCCCCCCCC
This is a messenger RNA of Schistocerca nitens (vagrant locust), 3467 nucleotides long. It is a transcript of the gene Brd7-9, whose product is annotated as bromodomain-containing protein 7. Gene Ontology annotation, biological process: regulation of transcription by RNA polymerase II. The record is from RefSeq and is a predicted model, not a curated record. Gene Ontology annotation, cellular component: nucleus. Lineage: Eukaryota; Metazoa; Arthropoda; Insecta; Orthoptera; Acrididae. Bases 125 to 2614 code for a protein of 829 amino acids. The transcript has 11 exons.